This is a messenger RNA of Nezara viridula (southern green stink bug), 1056 nucleotides long. The record is from the annotation of a GenBank genome assembly. NCBI's taxonomy places the organism in Eukaryota, Metazoa, Arthropoda, Insecta, Hemiptera, Pentatomidae.
CGUUUUAAUUUUUAUUUUUAUAAUGUGAAUUGAUAACAGAGAUCACAGAUGUCAAACCGUUUUCUUAGUUUUCUAUCGUGAUUCCUGAAUGUGAUGGGAAUCAGGGUACUAAUUUAAUGUCUUUCAAAAAGACUGUUCAAUAUGAGAUACAUUAUUUUAUCAUUUUUGUAAAGAGUUAUUUUGUAAGUGUACAGUUUUUGUGAUAAGUUAUCAUCCUAUGUGCUUCUAAUUUUCGAAUUUUAAGUGCUCUCUUAUCAUGGCUCACCAGUCUUUGAUUCAAGAAUAUAUGCAAACGCCCGUUGUUACUAGAGCUUACACAACAGCAUGUGUAUUAACGACAUUGGCAGUGCAACUCGAGAUUGUAUCCCCAUUCCAGCUAUAUUUCAAUCCGAUACUGAUUUUAAAGCAGUAUCAGGUAUGGCGCCUGGUGACUACAUUUUUAUACUUUGGAACAUUUGGUUUCAACUUUUUCUUCAACAUGAUCUUCACAUAUCGAUAUUGUCGAAUGUUAGAAGAAGGAAGUUUCAGAAGGCGUACAGCUGACUUUGUUAUGAUGUUUAUUUUUGGUGGUGUUUGUAUGGUUAUAUGUGCUUUUUUUGUUAAUCUUCUGUUCCUAGGACAGGCAUUCACAAUAAUGCUGGUAUACGUCUGGUCCAGGCGUAAUCCAUUGAUAAGAAUGAACUUUUUCGGCCUUCUUAAUUUUCAGGCACCAUACCUGCCUUGGGUGCUGCUUGGUUUCUCAGUGCUCCUCGGUAACACAGUGUUGGUUGACUUAAUGGGAAUGGCUGUCGGGCACACCUAUUAUGUAAUGGAGGACGUUUUUCCGCUGCAGAGUGGCGGUAUCAGGAUUCUCAAGACCCCUCAAUUUUUGAAGAGACUGUUUGACCGACCUGUGGAGGAAAGGGGUUACUCUCCGCUGCCCGAGGAGCAGCCUGGCGGCUUCGACUGGCAGGCCGAUGCUCCUAAUCAGAACUGAUGGUCGCUAGUGCUCAAUAAAUAUCUUGUACAAAGAAGAAAUAUUGUGCUUUUUAAUAAACACAUACAAAUUAUUGUUUC